Messenger RNA from Zootoca vivipara (common lizard), 2945 nucleotides. RefSeq names its product death associated protein kinase 3 (gene DAPK3). Gene Ontology annotation, cellular component: cytoplasm; nucleus. Gene Ontology annotation, biological process: protein phosphorylation; positive regulation of apoptotic process; intracellular signal transduction. The record is from RefSeq and is a predicted model, not a curated record. NCBI's taxonomy places the organism in Eukaryota, Metazoa, Chordata, Lepidosauria, Squamata, Lacertidae. Gene Ontology annotation, molecular function: ATP binding; protein serine/threonine kinase activity.
GCCAGAGGAGCGAGUGUUGGAAUGCGGGCGGACGCGGCGCCUCGCUCUCUGUCUCUCUCGGGGACGCGCCUUCCUCGCUUCCCGGGCGCGCUCUCGCCCUCCUAAGUUGCAGGAACAUUUGACUGAUCUGUAUCCGCCCUCUUCCCUUAGUGUUGAUCCAGUGCUGGGCAGUCUGGAAAUCUGGUUACGGACGCUUUUCCCAGGGGUGGGGAAGCCAUGUCCACCUUCCGGCAAGAAAAUGUGGAGGACUACUAUGAGAUGGAGGAGGAGCUGGGCAGUGGCCAAUUUGCGAUCGUGCGCAAGUGCCGGGAGAAGAAGAGCGGCCUGGAAUACGCGGCCAAGUUCAUCAAGAAGCGCCGCCUGUCCUCCAGCCGCCGCGGGGUGAGCCGCGAGGAGAUCGAGCGGGAGGUCGACAUCCUGCGGGAGAUCCAGCACCCCAACAUCAUCACGCUUCACGACAUCUUCGAGAACAAGACGGACGUGGUCUUGAUCCUGGAACUGGUCUCCGGCGGAGAGCUCUUCGAUUUCCUGGCAGAGAAGGAGUCGCUGACGGAGGAGGAGGCCACGCAGUUCCUCAAGCAGAUUUUGGACGGCGUCCACUACCUCCACUCCAAACGCAUCGCCCACUUUGACCUCAAGCCUGAAAACAUUAUGCUCCUUGACAAGAACGUCCCAAGCCCUCGGAUCAAGCUGAUCGACUUUGGCAUCGCCCACAAGAUUGAAGCGGGGAACGAGUUCAAAAACAUCUUCGGCACUCCUGAAUUUGUAGCUCCAGAAAUAGUCAACUACGAACCUUUGGGCCUGGAGGCUGAUAUGUGGAGCAUUGGCGUAAUCACCUACAUCCUCUUAAGUGGCGCCUCUCCGUUCUUGGGUGAAACAAAGCAAGAAACCUUGACCAACAUUUCUGCCGUGAACUAUGACUUCGACGAGGAGUACUUCAGCAACACCAGCGAACUGGCAAAGGACUUCAUUCGGCGGCUGCUUGUCAAGGAUCCCAAGAAGCGUAUGACGAUUGACCAGAGCCUGGAGCACCCAUGGAUUAAGGUGAUCAAGCGCCGCAACGUCCGCAACGAGGACAACGGCAAGAAGCCCGAGCGCCGUCGCCUCAAGACGACCCGCCUGAAGGAGUACACCAUCAAGUCCCACUCAAGCAUGCCCCCCAACAACACCUACGUCAACUUCGAGCGCUUCUCCAAGGUCAUGGAGGAGGUGGCGGCGGCCGAGGAGGGCCUCCGCGAGCUUCAGCGGAGCAAAAAGUCCUUCCGCGAGGACAUCGAGGCCCUGCGCUCCAUCUACGAGGAGAAGGAGCUGUGGUACAAGGAGGAGAACGAGGCCGUCGGCCAGGACCUGCGGCAGAUCCGGCAGGAGAUGCAGAAGACUGAGGCCCUCAAGCGCCAGGCGCAGGAGGAGGCCAGGAGCGCCUCGCUGGCGGCCAACGGGCUGAAGCGACGCUACCGGAAACUCGAGAACCGCUACGAGGCCCUCGCCAAGCAGCUGGCCUCCGAGAUGAAGUUUGUGCAAGAGCUGGUGCACUCCAUCGAGCUGGAGAAGCUGCAGGGCGGGGAAGGGGACUGCGGGAUCCGCUAGCGCCCUUCCCUCCUGGGGCAGGGUGAGGAGACGGGAGCAGAUCCGUCUCGGCUGUGGGUUCGAGGGCUGCUCCCCCCGCCCAGCAUCCCAACGACCCGUUGAUCUAUGGCUCCUUAUUUCAUAAUUGGUGUGACAUGCUUCCUGGACUUCGUAUCCCAUGAUGCAGCGCUCCUGCCAGGACCCAGCAUGGCGGGCGACAUCCCUGCUGGCUUGGAACUUGUAGCCUGAAGGUGGAACUUUGUGAUUCUUUAAAUAUCCCAUCUUGCCCGGGACUUUUCGUUCUGCCCUUUUUUGGCCCGAGGAUGCGCCGACUUUCUUGAGGGUUUGAAGAGAGCAGGACGUCGGUGUUCUCUCCCACGAUUGAGGUACCAACAGCAAACUUUGAAACCCGAAAGUCUAGUUUCCGUUCGCUCGCUGGGCUUCUGAGUGCGGAGAGACGGCUGCCGAGGCAGCCCUGGGAGAUUAUGGUCCAGAUGUGAUGUGCGAGAGAAGGGGUUUUGCCUUGCUAAAUCAGCCAUUCCAGGGCAUCGCAUGACACUCCAUUACCCUGUGAAGUCUAUUCUGCUAGGGACCUCGUAGCAGGUUCUCUGGGACCAAGGCUGCAUUUACAAACCACAUGAGUUGGGUUCUGGAUAUUGGAGGAAGCUUCACUUCACAAAUAUCAGGGUGUCUCUGGGUUGUGGACAGCGAAAAGUAGGUUAUGAGAACUUCCCUCCCUAAAGGCCAGUGUUUGUAGUAACAAACACCUGCCUAGGCGGGACAUCCAAACAUUUUAAAUCUUUUAACAGGAUCUGCCUCUUUUAUCCUUUUAUCGUUUCGAAGUAGCCUCCUGGGACAAUUUCUUUACUACUACUAUUCUUUUUAUCAAGAAGCAAUCUUUGCUUUUAAAAUAAUAACAAUAAUAAUCACAGGAUUCUUGGUUUGGGGUCAUGUUUAGGAGGAGGUGAUUAGGGUAACAACAAUUCCAGCUUCUCUUACCAGCCGAAGCUCUCGUGCUCUGGGAAUUUCAGCUAUAAACUGUGAAUCGUGUGUGUCCUUGUUAAGAAAUCACACGCUUAGGACUGGUGUAGCUACGUGCAGGGCUGUGUCUGGACUCCUCCAGGUGUCUUUUGUAUUGAACAUUUAUUAUGAUUUGUGCUCAGGAUGCUGCUGGGGCGGUCACACACAAGUCCUGCUUUCAGCGCUGUUUUGUAACUGCAAAGGUUCUGGGGGUGGUCACACCGCUUCGUCCCCAGUCGGGGCGCAUCCUGUAACCUCCUGUUGAAACCCUGUAAUGUUUCGUUCUGCAAAUGUUGUGCUUCAGCAAGCAUGUGGUGCAGCUUUGGGGAAGCAUUGCAGAGCCACCAAUAAAACAGAAU